Messenger RNA from Fusarium verticillioides 7600, 1112 nucleotides. RefSeq lists its product as hypothetical. The record is from RefSeq and is a predicted model, not a curated record. The coding region runs from base 48 to 929 and encodes 293 amino acids. Gene Ontology annotation, cellular component: mitochondrial inner membrane. NCBI's taxonomy places the organism in Eukaryota, Fungi, Ascomycota, Sordariomycetes, Hypocreales, Nectriaceae. Gene Ontology annotation, molecular function: copper chaperone activity; copper ion binding. Gene Ontology annotation, biological process: intracellular copper ion homeostasis; mitochondrial respiratory chain complex IV assembly. The transcript is spliced from 3 exons.
GACAAUCGAAAGAUGUAAGUUUACGUAGUAGAUUCUUUAGCUUUUGCAUGAGCUUAUCGACUCUCGCGUUGAGUCAUUUCACCAUGUCGAAUUCGAUCACAACGUCAAGAGCACUGAGGGGUGUGUACUCAUCUCUCUCGACAAGACAAUGCCAACGAUGCUUGUCCAGCAGCGCUCUCCAGCCCAAGCAGCUUCGGCCAACCCUCCCACGAGCGCCAAUCCAGUCGAGACAGCCCAUUACGCAGCGCCGAACGAAAUACAAGACGAUUGAGCAGGCCAAGAGCCGAUAUAGCAAUGGGCCCUUUUCUUGGAAGGCCGGAAUUCUGUUUGUCGGUACCUGCGGCCUGUUAGUAUGGUACUUCGAGUUUGAGAAGGCGCGCAUGCAGCGUAAGAGAAUAGCUGAGGCGGCCAAGGGCGUGGGCCGACCAAAAGUUGGAGGAACCUUUGAGUUGAUCGAUCAGGAUGGAAAGCCAUUUACCAGCGAGAUGAUGAAGGGCAAACACUCUUUGGUGUACUUCGGAUUCACUCGAUGCCCUGAUAUCUGCCCCGAAGAACUCGACAAGAUGGCCACCAUGUUGGAUAUUGUCGAAGAAAAGGCACCGGGUGCACUUCUUCCCAUCUUCAUCACCUGCGAUCCGGCCCGUGAUACCCCAAAGGCUCUUAAGGAUUACCUGGGUGAAUUCCAUGAGAAGUUCAUUGGUUUGACCGGCACGUAUGAUCAGAUCAAGGCGCUCUGCAAGAAGUACCGCGUCUACUUCAGCACACCCCAGAACGUCAAGCCAGGACAGGACUAUUUGGUGGACCACAGCAUCUACUUUUACUUGAUGGACCCGGAUGGCGAUUUCGUUGAGGCAUUGGGCAGACAACACUCGCCGCAGCAGGCCGCAGCGCUUAUCUUGGACCAUAUGAAGGACUGGGAUAAGAAAUAGAGCAUUCGCUAUUUGGCUCUAAGGAGAAAGAACAUCCAUGGUUGGGUUGUAAGAUGAGCAGAUAUUGCGGGUGAUGUAAAAGUACUGUAAUAACAGAAUCAUGAACUCAUAGAAGGAUACUGUGACAUUAGGAACCACUCAAUCAACUGUACAUUUCCAUGAACUGCAUUAAAAGAAGAGCUC